This is a messenger RNA of Phoenix dactylifera (date palm), 919 nucleotides long. Its product is annotated as glutathione S-transferase U10-like. Gene Ontology annotation, biological process: glutathione metabolic process. Gene Ontology annotation, cellular component: cytoplasm. The record is from RefSeq and is a predicted model, not a curated record. Lineage: Eukaryota; Viridiplantae; Streptophyta; Magnoliopsida; Arecales; Arecaceae. Gene Ontology annotation, molecular function: glutathione transferase activity.
CUUAUAUAGAUACUCUCCAUUACGUGUUCUUUGCUUCAAGCUUCCUAAAAAGUAGGCUUGGAGAUUGUUCUGGGAGAAGGCAUAGCGAUGGGAGAGGUGAAGGAGGUGAAGUUGUAUGGGUUUGUGUUCAGUGGCUACUGCACCAUGGUCCACCAUGCUCUUAAGCUCAAGGGCGUGGCCUACGAGUACGUGGAGGAAGACCUCCAGAACAAGAGCCAGGCGCUUCUUAAGCUUAACCCUGUUCACAAGAAGGUGCCGGUCCUGGCAGUGGAUGGAAAGCCAGUAGCCGAGUCGCUUGUCAUCUUGGAGUUCAUCGAUGAGAUGUGGAAGGACCCUCCUUUUCUCCCGGAGGAUCCUUACAAGAGAUCCAAAGUUCGUUUUUGGGCUGAUUUUGUCUACCAAAAGCUGGUGCCUGGCACUUACGCUAUUCAAAACACAAAGGAGAGGAGCAACAGAAGGCAAUCCAGGGACUUCAUUGAGAACUUGAGCACAUUGGAGGAUGGAAUCCAGAGAGAUUUGUUCAGUGGAGGCCCAUUCAUCAAUGGUGUGAUGCCCAGCCUUCUCGAUGUGAUCCUGGGCUCAUGCCGUGAUGGAUUCAAUUAACCUGGAAGGUCUUACUGAUGUGAAAUUUCUGGAAAAGGAGAGGACACCACUCCUGUGCUCUUGCAUGGAUGCUUUUGCAGACCUUGAUGUGGUCAGAGAAACAGCAAUUCCUGAUGCCAUGUUGCAGGAGCGCAUUCGAGCUAUGAGAGAGAAGGCUUCAGCAUCAUCAGGAGCUUGAUGGUUCCUCUCAAGUCUUUGUGGCCUAAUGUGAUAAUGUUGAGCUUGUAAGGGAACUUUGUCCUGCUUUGAUGCUAGAUGAAUUGAUAUAUUAUUGUUGUAAUAAUAAUAAUAAGAGGUCUAUGUUUCAGCCUUUAAA